GUAAGUCGCCCGUGGCGUGUGACGAACCACGCAUGCGCUGUGCAUUUGACCUCUAUACGUAAACACGAUUUGUGCGGUGGCAACUCCUUACGGAUGUUUACCGGAUGGAGAUGACAUGACAAUUUGAAGACAAAAUUGGACAUCAGAACCGGAACGAACACACGACAUACUUUCAAAACCAUACGGUUCACGAAAAAUGGCGACAGGUGCAACGAGACGUGAAUUUAACCUUUGCAAAUGUUAAACAAUUAACCGAAUAACUAGUUAUGCCAGCAUGAUGGCAGACAACAGUAACCUAUGUUCCCGACGAAGAAGGGGCGGCAUCAAUCACAAUGUUUGGACGAACAUCAAAACAGUUCAUAUAAGUGUUAUCAUUCUAGUUUUAAGUGCAAAUUUAGUCAAUUGUAAUACCAAUGCAACAGAUGAUGUUAUUAAAAGUGAAAUACCCAAAAGACUAAAACUCGUAGAAGCCAUAACAGGCAGAGGACUCAUAGGUGAUGUGUAUCAAAAUGGUACGUUUAGAACUGGUAAUAGUUUGUGGGACAAUAUUUUAAAUAAGUGCACGUUGAAACCAUCAGUGAGUUGCUUGCAAAAGAACUUCUAUUCGUAUUUAGACGAGAGUUUAGAAUUCAGUGGUGAUAUUAAUGUUACUAGUGGUGUGUGCUUUAAGAAGAACAAUGUAGAUAUGAAUAAAUAUAGUAAGGAAGCUAAUAUCAUCUACCUCACGGGCAGCAAGGAUAAGAGUUACGAAGAAAGAUCUUUUGAAGCUGAAAAUGAAAUUAAUGACGACGAGGAACCUGAAUCACCGCUCGAAGAAGUGACAGACGCGCUCUACAGCAAGGGAGUCAAGUUCCUGAUGACCCAUGACAUGAAGCUCACGCUACCAGAGAUGAUGUUCCACGGAGCCACCCUGAAGAUAUCCCCCAGGGCUCUGACGAAGACAGGCGCGCUGGUACAUAUAGAUCUGGAGCCGAAGGAAACUGGGGGCAGGCUGUUCUUUCAUAAAAUAAAAAAAUACAUCAAACGGAAGCUAAUCAUGGCAGCAUUAGCAAUCAUAUUAGUUGUCAAACUCAUCGCUCUGAAGCUAAUAUUCGUGUUACCUGUCGUCCUUGGAGUAACAACAGCUAAGAAGAUGUUCCUGAAGCUUCUGUUGUUCAUGUUCCCGGCUUUGAGUCAUAUAUUCAAGCUAUGUUCGUGGUACCACCAAAAUUACCAUACUACGAAGUACCAUCAUCAUCAUCAUUUGAUAACGCAUCAUCACAAGCAACCACACGGCCCCCCGCCACACCCAGUAUACGGUCCCCCUCACGGCGCGGUGUUUGUGAAACCCCAUGAAAACCAUCGGCCAGCGUUUGAACAUUAUCCUCAAGAUUGGGAGCUAUCUGGACCAGGACUUGGGAGCGAAUACCUUUCGGACAUCCAUCGAAAUGCAAUCGCGAGUUUCAAGCCAAAUCCCAAUGAUGCCAAUGAUAUUAACGCUUGGGGACUAGGGUUACCACCAGGUUCUGGAUCUCUCAACGCAGGCGAAUACGCGAGUAGCAAUAAUGUUCCGAAUGCUGUUCCUGCGCCGAAUGGAAAUAAAAUACCUGGUAAUGUCGGAAGACCCGUUGGACCGCCUCCUCCAAAUCCGUACUAUCGAAAUAAAAAGACGACACCGCAAGAUCCUGAACAAGCUGAAAAGGAAGCAUUGAUACGAGCAGCAACCCUAGCAGCCAACGCUCCCCCCUCUCCAGUGAGGGACGAGCUCCUCAGAGUAUCAGCGGCGAGGUUAAGCGAGUCAAACCGGGUGCGGACUGAGACUGAACUUGUGCGGCAGCAGCAGGAGAUAUUGGCUGCACAGGACCCUGACACAAUAGCAGCUGAGAAAUUCUACGGAUCCCUUCUAGAAAAGGUCGAUGUCAUAUUGAAUCCUCUUGGAGCAGUCGAUGUAGGCUGCAAGGAGAGAGCUGUGUGUGUGUUAUAUAGAGACCCCUUCAAACACGCACCUUACAGUAAUCUGGUAUCUAAUGAGCUUAGCAAAGAUUCAAGCGAGCUAGUACCACCGGCGGACAGCAAGAUGGCGCUGCGGUAUUAUAGAUACGUUCAAGCGGCUAGAGACGGUCAGGAGCAAAAGGACUGUCACGCUUUAUACCCCAAUUGUAACAUUAAUUAUAAUAAAAAGUAAAAACAAUGUACAUACGAUACAUUAAAGAAAGUAAUUUAAAUGGCGGCUUAUACUCGCGUUUACAGAUAUAGAGAGAGAGAGUGAAUAUAGACGGCAAAAAUGUGCAAGCGAGACAACAUGUUUAGCAUCGAUAUUUUAGAUUGCUUUCUUUGAUGAACCGGGCUUAGAACCGGGGUUUAAAUUACAAGCUAAAAAAUAUAGCGAACUGCAGAAAGUGUUGCCAAGAACGAAAAAUUUAUAUUAACUAUGUCAGGGUUAAAUUUUUUUGCGAAUGUGUAAAAGGAAAAUUAAGAUUUAUAUGAGCCCGUUGUUGUCAUAUUAUUUUCAUAUUACACAUAGUAAAAAUUAUGGUAUUUGAUACUGAAUAUAUAACUAUAAUAACUCCCAGCUUUUUUAUCAAAAUGGUACCAUAAGUCAGUUACUUUUAAAAGCUCUAUGAGACUAAAGUUCUUAUAAUAGACUGUUGCUUAAAACAGAUAAUAUAGAACAUUGCAUUUAUUAAAAAUAAUGUUAUUGUAUAAUUUUGUCACAGCUAAGUCCAAAAUGUGUAAAUGAUAACGUACUUAAUAUUAUUUAUUUAUUAUUAAAUAUAAGAGGUAAUUGGGAAGAGAUUAUGAUCCUUACUUUGAAUAAUUUCAUACAUACAAAAUAUUUUGAAAAAAUAUCUCGUAUCGCUCGACAAUUGGAAAAUUAGUAAGAUGCGAAUGUUUUUCAUUAACAAAUUAAGGCUUUUUUUAUAAUUAAAAAUAUAAAUCACCUAUAACUUAACUAUGUAUGGAAUGUUCGAAAAUGUUGGCUUUAUAAGUACCUAAGGAUCUAAAUCUUUAUUUAUUUCAAUUGUUUUGUUGCAUUUUGUGUUAAAUUACAAAAUGCGAAAACUUUUAGUAUAGAGCCAUUGAGUCACUAGGACAAUAGAAUUAGAUAAAUAAGUUAUUUAUUUUAAUUAGGCAUGGGGCUCAAAUGUUAAAUCUAGUGUUUUAUAUUUUUGAUAAAAAAAUAUUUUUUCAUGAAACGCAGAGAAAAUAUUUAAGCUUUUAUUAAUAAACAUCUAUACUCUAUGCCAUAGAGUCUAUGGUAUACUUCAUAAUAGGCUCUUUUACAUUAAAUAUAUGUAUCGUAAGAAAGAAUGAAACAGAAGAAUUAUUAUCUAAAUUAUAGUGGGAUGUAUACUUUUAUUGGUUAGGUAUGUACUGAAAGAUAAUGUAAAGAAAUUAUGGUUAAUUAUUUAUUUAUUGGUUAUUGUUAUGUAAGAAUAUAAUUUAUUUUUUAGUAAUUUAUUGAACGAUUAAAUUAUUUAUUAAAACUAA
This is a messenger RNA of Colias croceus (clouded yellow), 3471 nucleotides long. RefSeq lists its product as uncharacterized. The coding region runs from base 275 to 2164 and encodes 629 amino acids. The record is from RefSeq and is a predicted model, not a curated record. NCBI's taxonomy places the organism in Eukaryota, Metazoa, Arthropoda, Insecta, Lepidoptera, Pieridae. The transcript is spliced from 11 exons.